GGACGCCAUUUUGCUAGUAACUCCGAAUACUUAACAUUUUUCUCAUAUUUUUCAUGUUUUUUCAUUAACACCCGAACGCAAAUAAUCAGAAUAUCAUUAUUUUGUGUGUGUGAUAGCAGAAAAUAACCACGAAACGCCAACAUUCGGUAGUUGUGAAUGUUCGGGUCUGACUUUUCAACAUAAAAGUAAAGGGGGCGUGACCAGUGGGCGUGGCUACAGACAGAGGAGGGAGUGGCAUCCAGUUGAACAGGUUAGGGCGGUUGAGUGAGGGAAGAAAAGAGAAACAUUUGGGAAAGCUUGUCUUGUUUUCCACUCAGAAGAGGAGAAGUUUGCUCUUUAAAGUGCACAGAGGUUUGUUUUCUCCCAUUGGACUUUCGCUAAGUCCCUCCCCCUCGUGACGUGUCGCCAUGACAUCCAACAUCAGAGUGUCCUUGGACAACCCCUACGGUCAGGUGACCAUCCCUCGAGCCAAACUGCACAACUCCGGCGACAACUCCUUGGUGAUAACCAAUCCAGCUGCGCUCAACGGCAACAACGCCAACCCCUACGCCGGCUCAGGCUCCGCCCCGCCGCCAUACCUGGUGAAGGUGGUGGAGGAGGAGGAGGAGGAGGGCGGGCGCUGCGCGCGCUGCUACCGCUGCAGGAGGCGGAAGUGAUGUCACAGUCGCAGGCUGACUGGCUCCCGCUUCAAGAAGGAAGUCGACUGAAGCGGAACAGGGAAGGCGGCCAUGUUGUUUGUGGAACCCGUCAGCCUGGAACGAGCAAGGAACCUCAGGUUGGACUUUUGGUGGAACCUGGAAAAUGACCAAGGACUGAAGAUGACGUUUCCAAAAAAAAACACGAUUCAGACGAGCUGAGCCAAGUUUCUCCAAUUAACUUUAAAAAAUCUUCUCAAUCUUAGUUUCAUCCUUUUGAAAUAUUUAUUUUGUCCUCUGAAAAGAAAAUGUUGGAACGUUCAAAUGUUUGACAACUUUGUUUUUGUCUGCGACUGAAGCUGGAAGUGAACGUCAACAUGCUGUGUAUUUCUUUCAAUAACUACUGUCGUCACGGCAACAACUAACGCGCCUUAUCCACUCUUACUCCCUUUUUUUUAAUGCCAAUGAUUGAAAAUCAAUAUUGUUUUUGAUGACAUUGUAUAUUGUUUAUUUCUCCGACAGUGAAGGAACGGACAUUUAUAAAUAAAGAUGGCUGUUAAACACC
Molecule: messenger RNA, 1200 nt
Organism: Entelurus aequoreus (snake pipefish)
Lineage: Eukaryota; Metazoa; Chordata; Actinopteri; Syngnathiformes; Syngnathidae
Exons: 3
Coding region: 408-656 (82 amino acids)
Source: RefSeq, a predicted model, not a curated record